GACAAAGCGGUAAACACUACAAAAGUCCUAUCCACUUUUUCAUCUGCCUUCCUCUGCCUUCCUCUACCCUCCCUCAUCUGCUGUCAUCUUGAUCGUAUUGGUUCGGCCAUUGAUUGCCAUGGCACCUCAUCGGCUGGCCUGUAUGUACAAACUCCGGGAUCGAAUCAACCAACUAGAUUCAAUCCCAACCACGUACCGCAACCUAUUGGAGCAUCGUCUAGUCAUUGCGUGCAGUGAAUUCAAGCGCCAGGACAGAGGCGAAGAGGUUCGAUCGACAAGAGAAAUCAGGACACGCCAUGCCGAAAAGAGAGCGCACAAACUCUACCUCGAUGUGUUGGAUGAGGAUCCUCAGAUCUUCAUACCUUUCCUGCUGAUCGUCAACACGAAUACGGCUUGCGUCAAAUACAACCUGGAACUCUUUCGUCAACACCAUGAGCAGAGAGCCAAGAUUCGCCUCGGUGACGCGGACAAGGUCAUCCUUGAGGACAUCGCCAGGCGGCAUAGGAUCAGGGGCAGCAUAGCCUUCCAGAAGCUGAUCCAAGCCCUCUUCCCUGCAAUACCGAGAACGGCGAUGGCCGUAGAAAGCCCUACCACCACAGCCGACGGCCCCAAACCAUGGCGCUUUAACGGGGCGCCUUUGGAAGUCGUCCGCAGCCAGUUUGCCGUCGGUGUUUUCGAGGCUAUUUGCAAAGCUCCAGCUAGAUGUGGGAAUGACCAGUUUUCGAUUCGGACGACGACCGGAUUAGUACGGAUGGACUUUCCUUCCGUAGAUAAGGAGGAUUGCAUCCUGUGGCUGGAUAUCGGGGACGUCGACCUUUUCGAGAAGGUCUUGUUCCCCGCGGGUUGCCGGAUACAAGAGUCGGGCUAUAAUAGCAGCGACGGCCCUUGCAGCCUCCAAAGGGCGUGUUGCGCGGCUGCCGCCUUGAUAUUCGGCUCGCAGCUCUAUGAAGCAAUCGACACGAGCCGGCUACGGACGUGGGAGAGAGACACGGCCGGGCUGGCCGACACAACGGACUGCAUUAUGAUAGAAGUACAUGCGACCCACGAGCCACGCUACGGUACCCUGCGUCUCCGUCUCGAAUUCCUACGAGGGCUCCGGAUCGCGCAGCGACUCUUCGCAAUCCCAAACGCGAGCGACAUUCAAGCUAACAACGACGACAACGGCAUUGCAGCAGCACACUUCCACUUCCCCCGGAUCAGGUAGACUCCCACGUUCGCGGGGACGAUCAUCUCCCCAUCGCCUUUGGUUGUCCAGAUGGCCUUGCCGCUGGGAUUCUGGAAGGCGAGGCUCUCGCACCCCAGGAAGCAGAUCUUCCUCUCGUACCCGACGGACGGUAUGAAGUCGAUCGGCUGCCAGUCGACAUUAUUGAAGAAAUCCUUGUCUUGGGUCAGACUCGUCCAGCGCUGCCGCUGCACACCUCAUCGGAGUCAGACCUCUGAGAGUUUUUAGUUGGGGGGGAGGACGAGAGUCUGCGUACCAAGGUCUCUGCCGACACUGCCGGGUCCUCCGCCGCGUCAGCUUCUGUCAUGAGAGUGGGUAAACAGUCCUUUGGUAUAUGACUGAGGUCGUUUGAUGAGUCUGUGGUCCGUCUGUGCUCGUUGUAGUUCAACGGCAGA
This is a messenger RNA of Neurospora tetraspora, 1617 nucleotides long. RefSeq lists its product as uncharacterized. Bases 119 to 1204 code for a protein of 361 amino acids. NCBI's taxonomy places the organism in Eukaryota, Fungi, Ascomycota, Sordariomycetes, Sordariales, Sordariaceae. The transcript has 2 exons. The record is from RefSeq and is a predicted model, not a curated record.